Molecule: messenger RNA, 3858 nt
Organism: Geodia barretti
Lineage: Eukaryota; Metazoa; Porifera; Demospongiae; Tetractinellida; Geodiidae
Source: the annotation of a GenBank genome assembly
CUAAGCAAGUUAUGCGCCUCCAUACUUCUGUUCUGGUUGGAAGAGCACACGACUGCUAUCUUCAACUUUGCGCUCAUCUCCAUCGAUCGCUCACGCACACUGAGAAUAGUCUGUACACAGAAUAUGUACACGUAUAGAAACCCUCUACACCCAGUAGAGAGUAGUCCUUUCUCAGUGGCUACGGCCAAACUCCUCGAACUUGUACGCCCCUGAUCCGGCAAGUGGUGUCUCGCCCCUAUAAAACGCUAAUCUGCCCAGACUUCCGGCUCAGAUUGUAUCCAGAAAGAGACUUUCAGCAGCCGGAUAUGUGUUAGCGUCGUCAGGGAUCUUUUCACCGCCUCUACAGAAGAGAGAAGAAGUCCUGUUUCUUGUGCGUUGUUUUUCCUGCGUCAAGCUAGCUUUGCGGUCAGCAGUUCUAAUUAUCCGAAAUUUAGCACGUGAUUAUUGUAAAAUCGUAAUAGGCCUACUCGUUCUUUUUUGUGUGAACCCGCGCCGCCCUUUAUACUCGGGCUGUUUUACGACGGACCUGACUCGGACAGGAGAGUUCUCACUCGUCUUGGGGUACACUGGAGCACUGGAGAGUGUUGACCUACAAUUGUAACUAGCGGGAACGAAAUUUGAAAGCCGGCUUGGCGCUUUGCAAAGAUGAUGGACUUCAGUAGUUUCCCUGGUGUGGGUGCCGGAGUCGGCCACACCGUCGGGGCUGUGCCGAUGAUCCCCAAGCUAUCGAGGGGAAUAAUGAGACGAAAUGUUGACUACACUUCGUGCGUCAUAACUCAUCUAGAAAACCGGACCUGGCAGAGAGGGAAGAGAGACAGACCCAUUAUCCAGCCUGACAUGGCCUAUGUCACCAAGAUGGUAGCUCCAGUAGGCAGUGUGGAGGAUCCGGUGACCGCCAUAACCACCAAGUUUGUCAAGACUGUCUACAACAAACAGAGAUGUCCCAUCUUCUGCACAAAAUGGGCUCCAGAUGGAAGGAGACUGAUAGCUGGAGCAGCGAGUGGCGAGUUCUCUCUCUGGAACGGAGUCAACCUCAACUUUGAGGCUCUCAUGAAAUCUCACGAGGCGUCAGUCCGCAGCAUGGAGUGGAGCCACAACGGGAUGUGGAUGGCGACGACAGACGACAGAGGGACGGUCAAGUAUUGGCAGUCCAAUAUGAACAACGUGCACAGCUUUCAGGCGCACAACGAGACUAUUCGAGGCUGCAGUUUUUCACCAACGGAUGCCAAGUUGGCCACUUGCUCUGAUGACGGCACAGUUCGAGUGUUUGACUUUCUCCGUUCCUCCGAAGAGUUCAUUCUGCGAGACAUGAGCACAUUUACCUGUGACUGCAUAGGUCACGGUGCCGACGUCAAGUGUGUGGAUUGGCACCCGAGAAAGAACCUCCUGGUGUCGGGAAGUAAGGACAAUCAACAACCUGUGAAGCUCUGGGACCCAAAGGCAGGCCAGAGCGUCUCCACAAUCCAUGCCCACAAGGCGGCGGUCACGUCUGUGAGGUGGAACCAGAACGGGAACUGGCUCCUGACCGCGUCCCGAGACCAUCUCAUCAAGCUCUACGACAUACGGACCAUGAAGGAAAUGGAGGUUCUGAAAGGACACAAGUCAGACGUUAACACUGUGUCGUGGCAUCCAAUACAUGAGAAGCUGUUUGCCAGUGGAGGUUCAGAUGGUGCCAUUCUAUUCUGGCUUGUCGGAAACAAGAGGGACAUUGGAGGGAUGGAGUCACCUCAUGACAGUUUUGUAUGGAGCCUAGCCUGGCAUCCUCUGGGACACAUGCUGUGUUCUGGGUCUAACGAUCACACCUGCAAGUUUUGGUGUCGCAAUCGACCUGGAGACGAGAUGAAGGAUCGACACUCUUCUGGCGGCUUGCCUGUUGAGGAAAUGGCUGAGACAGAUGUGUUUGAAAGUGUGAAUCUGCCGCAGUCGGGCAACAACAUCUCUCUCCCGCCUCCAGCCAAGAACCUUGUUGGCUCUGUCGGUCUUCCAGGGAAGACUACCUGGACUUCAGGCCAGGGUCCCUCGUCCUCCGUUGCUGACAAGCCUGCUGGUAAUUUCCCACUGCAAGUUCUGGGAGCUGACAUCAUCAAGGAGCAGUUUGGAGAACCGGGGGUACCGCCCCCCGGGGGCCAAAAUGAGAAACCCGAACCUUCAAAAUCUGGGCUUUUCAUGCACUUGCAGGGUGGGGAAGGGAAAGAGGGUAGGCCCCCGCCACCUGGAGAAUUCGGGUCCCCUUUUCAACAGUCCCCAGGAUUUCCCCCUCAUCAGAACCCUUCCCCUGGUGGGGGUGGACUGGGGUCGCCAGAUGUGAGGGGUCCACCGUUAGGGUUCCACGGCCCCCGGGGCCCCCCACCUCCAAUGCAGCAGCAACAGGUGCACGGUGGUGGGAGAAGAGAUUGGGGGGAAGGGGGUCCAGAUUUUCGGCCCCAAUUCCCACCUCGUGACUUUUCCUCACCUCAUCGGCAUUUUAGACCUAACAAUCAACUGGCGUCCAACCCCUUUAGCUGGCAGAGGCAAGAUCCAAACAGAGAUCGGGCGACCUUUGAAGAGGAAGCAGGAGGAGGAGGAGGAGUAGGAGGGAUGCACCGGUUUAACGAGGGGCACAACCCGUACGUGUAUCGACGCGAAGAGGGGAGACUGAGGGACCCGCGAGAGCAGAGAGCUCCUCUGCCCCCUGGGAGAGGUGGUGGGGACACGGAGGAAGUUAGGAGGCAGUCUCAAGACGAGGAGGGCCCUGAGUGGCACAACAGGGGACCCCCACCUUCACACGGGUGGCAACAAAGACAGGAGGAUGUUCGUGGAGUUGGAGGUCCGCCACCAAGGGGACCAGAGUUUCACAACAGGGAGACCAAACCCCCAACCCAGGAACACUUUGAUCAACACCGGGGGCCGGAUUUUGGGCCCCCGCAGCGGGACCGUAAUGUGGAGGAGUUUCCACCCGUGACUCACCACCGUAUGCAGGAGAGACAGGGAAUGGGGACGCAGAACCAGCUGCCGUUUAGAGAGGGUGAGAACUGGCGUCCUCAGUUUCAUCCUGAGAGACCCCUACAGGAGGGACCGCAGCACAAUUUCCAGGGGCGACCCCCACCUCAUCAGGGACCAAGAUUUCCUCACGAGGAACCCCGUCUACCCCCUCGAUCUGAGCCACAUGUUCCCCAUCCAGAGCAUGAAACGGGGGGACCAAUCACACCAACCGGGGUUGUUCCCCCACAGGGGGGCGAGGAAAGAGGAGCACAUGUGCAUGAUCCACGAUCUCAACGUCCUCCGACCUCACAACCUCUCCCGUUUCCUCCCAAUGAUCGCCAGCAACGUCUCCCCGAGGUUCCCCCAAAUCAGGUCCCCCAGAAUCAUGCUCCCCUGAAUCAACAUCCCCCAAUCUCACAGCAACCCCUGUUCCCUCCCAAUGAUCGCCAACAGCGCCUCCCUGAGGUUCCCUUAAAUCAGGUCCCCCCGAAUAAGGCUCCCCCGAAUCAACGUCCCCCAACCACACAGCAAUCCCUUUUCCCUCCCAAUGACCGCCAGCAGCGUUUUCCCGAGGUUCCCCCAAAUCGACAAAGUAGUGCAGGCCAUCCAAAUCUCCGUGAAGGGGGUCCUGUGCGUCCAAUUCACCCACAAGCAGUACACGAGCCUCCGCAACAUCAGCAGAGUGUUCGAGAUGCUCCAAUGAAGCCUCAGGAAGCUCACCACGGUCCACCAAAUGGUCCUCUGCCUCGUAUACAGCAAGGUCCUCCCCCACCAUCACAAUUUCGUGAUGGUCCCGCACAACAAAUUCCCCCCUCGCAACAGCCCAGCUCAUCACCCUCCUCAUAUGCACGAGGGACCGCCAAAGAUGCAGCUGAUGAAUCGCGACGGCCCACCUGA